AUGGCGGCUUGGCAGAGGCAUCUACAGUCAGCUGUUCGUCAGGUUGGGAGAAGAGUGAAGAACAGUAACAUUUCUACGGCCAAUUACUCUUCCACUCGGAAUUUAGAAUACCCUUUCUCGCAAGGUUAUUUGCAGGGUCUUCUGAGACCAACCUACUCCUCAGCACCACUGCAUCGUUAUCUACAACAAGUGGGGAUUUCUACCUCAAGGAAUCUGCAGGCUGGUGAAGAACCCGUGUCAUCACCUUUGUCCUCUCCAGCUUUGUUGGGUAGUGGAAAAGAAGAAGAGCAGAAGAUUAUCCCAAAGCGUAAAAAAGUGCAGGCUGUACUCAAGGACAUAAAGCAGAGUCCUAAGAAGGUCAACCUAGUUGCAGCACUAGUUCGUGGUAUGCGCGUUGAAGAUGCUCUGAUGCAACUGCAGGUCUUAGUUAAACGGGCUUCCCUUACCGUGUACCGGGUUAUCCACGCUGCCCGAGCAAAUGCUUCUCAUAACCAUGGACUUGAUCCUGACCGUCUCAUAAUUGCGGAAGCGUUUGUUGGGAAGGGACUCUUCAAGAAGAGGAUAUCUUACCAUGGAAAAGGAAAAUGCGGGUUGAUGAUAAGACCCGAGUGUCACCUAACAGUCAUAGUUAGAGAGACGACUCCAGAGGAAGAAGCUGAGAUUGCGAGGCUCAAAGCUCAUCGCAGCUUUAAGAAGCUAAGCAAGCGGGAGAAGCGGCUUGCACCACACAAGCUCAUCGAGACAGCUCCAAUCUGGGACCGCAGAGGCACUAAAGCCAGCCAUCGGUCCUCAGAGUUGGUGCCAUCUCACUAG
Thlaspi arvense is the source of this 813-nucleotide messenger RNA. NCBI's taxonomy places the organism in Eukaryota, Viridiplantae, Streptophyta, Magnoliopsida, Brassicales, Brassicaceae. The record is from the annotation of a GenBank genome assembly.